Chiroxiphia lanceolata (lance-tailed manakin) is the source of this 2990-nucleotide messenger RNA. It is a transcript of the gene TTC24, whose product is annotated as tetratricopeptide repeat domain 24. Lineage: Eukaryota; Metazoa; Chordata; Aves; Passeriformes; Pipridae. Gene Ontology annotation, molecular function: protein binding. The transcript has 13 exons. The coding region runs from base 594 to 2990 and encodes 798 amino acids. The record is from RefSeq and is a predicted model, not a curated record.
GGUGAAGGUCCAAGCAGGGCUGCUGGGCUGAGGGACCCCACCAAAGGCUGUGCCCAGGGGCCAGGGCUGUGCCAGGCCCAGGCUGCCAGCCCUGGGGUUCACUGUGCCCUCCUUGCUCUGCAACUGUCCAUCAACCUGCGCCAAAGCACAGACCUGCCCUGCCACAAACCGAGCCCCCAGUGCCUGCCAUGAGCUGCCGAGACAGUCUCACACCGGUGCUGCUGCACGGAGUUGCCAUGGCACUGCACACCAUGCUGGUGACAGGGAUGAAACCAGAGCCAGCGGGGCCAUUGCAGGAUGUGCUUCCCCAGGAGCUUUGUCCCAGCCUGUGCCAGCUCCUGCCACGCUCCUGCCACUCAGAACCCGGCUGUGCUCCAGCACCAGGCACCAGUGGCCAUCACUGGGGGGCUGCGACUUGCUCUGGGCAACUUUCCAGGAAGCCCAGGUGGAGAGGCCCCUUGGACCCCCUCCAUCCAUCCCCAUCAGAGAGCUGUGACUUGCAGCAGCGACGGCGGGGAUGCCCUGUCCCUUCCCUCCCUGCUCUCAGCACCCUCUGCGCCUGAAGAGCAAACAACAGGUCACUGCCCCUGCUUAUGGCUUCAGAGGAGGCUGCUGACCUGGGAGUGCAACCCACCACCCCUGACAAACCCGUCCUCCCCACCACCACCACCACCACCACCACCCCUGCAGCCCCUGCAGCCUCCACAGCCCCCACCAACCCUCCCAGCUGCAAGAAGAGCCUGAAGAAAAAGAAGGCGGCCAAGGCCAAGGGAGAUGCCCAGGAGGGAGGUGAUGAGGCAGUGGGGAGGGUGGCUGCGAUUGAGGGGCUCACACAAGCCGGGCGCCAGGCGCUGGCACUGGGUGCUGGGCAGGAGGCAGUGGGGUGCUUCAGGAAGGCCCUGCUCCUCUCCAGGGACGUGGUGAGCACUCAGCUCCACAGGGCUUGUGCCUUCAACCUGGGAGCUGCCUAUGUGGAGACUGGGAAGCCCAGAAAGGCCCUUGAGUUCCUCCUCCAGUCCCAGCCCUUGGAGAGGGAGAAUGGGGAGCACUCGGGGGACCUUUAUUUCAACGCUGGGGCAGCUCAGGAAGGGCUUCAGGACUUUCCUAAGGCUUGUUUUGGCAAAGCCACUGGCCACAAUGACGUGUCGCAGGCUGGCGGUCGAGCAGGGACCCACGUGCAGAUGGGCUGCUGCUACCUGGGGAUGGGGGAGCCGGCACGAGCAGCGCAGUGCUUCCUGGACGCGGCACAGACCUACACGGCAGCGGAGAGCCCCGAGGCCGCGGCGGUGGCUCUGAGCAGGGCGAGUGGCUCCAUGCUGCAGAGCCGGCGGUUCCGAGCGGCGGAGAUCGCAGAGGUCCUCGCCCGGUGCCGCUCGCUCUGUGAGACCAUCCCUGACCCAGCCCUGCAAGGGAAACUCUACAACGACAUUGGCCUGGGUUACUCCCAGCUCCACAUCUUCUCCCUGGCUGCUGAGAGCUUCGAGCAGGCCCUCAGGCUCUGCAGAGGGGAGCUGGAGCAGGACCGGCACCGGGAGGCUGCACUGCUGCAGAACCUGGGUGCUGCCCACAACGCCCUGCGCAGUUUUGGCACAGCGCUGGGCUGGCACCGGCGCGCGGCCGCGCUGCACGGCACUCUGGGGAACCGGAGGGCACAGGGGCAGUGCUUCGGGAAUCUGGCAUAUGCCUGCAGCCGGCUCGGGAACCAUGAGGCUGCCGCGGAGAGCUACCUGCACGCCCUGCAAGCCUUCCGGGACUCAGGGGACGUGCAGGGGCAGUGGCAAGCAUGUGAGGGGCUGGGCACAGCCUGCUUCCACCUGGGAGACCCCCAGAAAGCCAUCGGGCACUACGAGGAGGCCUUGACUUUGCUUUCCCACUGCCAGGACACCCCCAGAGCUACCCGAGAGCGGGUUGUGCACAAGCUCACGGAUGCCAUCCAGCACCGGCUCUGCCUCGGUGGCCGCCUCUCCCACCGUGGGGGCCGAGUGCCCACCCCAGCUCUGGAGCUCAGCCAGCUGCGGUUUUGCUCCAUGCUGCCCCAGGCCAGCGGGACACGGGUCCAGAGGAGUGAGGUGCCCUUUGGAGGGAAAGCCCAGGACCAGCUCUACAUGUGUGUGCCGGGAGCACAUCCCAAGCAUUCAGGCAGAGGAGUGGCCCUGACUGAUGGCCUCACGCUGGAGCCCUGCAACCCACACAGCAUCCUGAGCACCUCUGGGGAGGAUGAGGGUGGUCCUGAUGUGGCUCCAGAGUGUCCGAGUCAGCCCCAGGCUAACAGUAACAGGACCACCCCCCUGUGCCUGGCCCCACCACCCUACACAGACCUCCAGCCAUGGCAUCGUGACCACCAAACCCUCCAGCCAAGGCCUCUGGAGCGCCCUGGCGAUGACCCCACUGCCACUGUCACCAGCUGCUGGCCCCGCGGGAACCUCAAAGAGGGACCAGGACACUGUCCCUUGUCUGCAACCUUGUGUGACCAGCAGGACACGUGGGAGAUGCCAUUUCUCGGGAGGGACAGCCCCAAGCUGGAGCGGGGGGGCCCGUUGAGCCAACACGGUUUUGACCCCACUCUGUUUCUGCCAUCCUUUCCAUGCCAGGGUCUGGCGGUGAGGAGAAUGAAGGGACUGGAGGGAUCGCGGGGUCCUGAGGGGACUGAAGGAGGAGGAGGGGGCUGGAUGGACCACGAGGUCCGGCCUAGAGAGGGACUGGAGGGACGGCGAGGUCCUGGAUGGGGGCUGGAGGGGGAGAAGGGGACUGGAUGGAGCGCGGGGUCCCGAGAGGGACUGGCGGGGAAGGGGGGGGCUGGAGGGACCGUGGGGGUCCCGAGGGAGACUGGAGUGGAAGGAGGGGCUGGAUGGACCGCGGGGGUCCCCAGGGGACUGGAGAGGGCGGGGGGGGGGGGGGGCUGGAUGGACCGCCGAGUCCCGCCGCGUCCCGCCGUGGGGAGAGAGCUCUGCACCGAGGGCUCUGCACGGCCCCGCCCGGGCGCUCGGUGA